Molecule: messenger RNA, 783 nt
Organism: Podarcis raffonei (Aeolian wall lizard)
Lineage: Eukaryota; Metazoa; Chordata; Lepidosauria; Squamata; Lacertidae
Gene: WASHC3
Product: WASH complex subunit 3
Exons: 7
Coding region: 114-722 (202 amino acids)
Biological process (GO): actin filament polymerization; exocytosis
Cellular component (GO): WASH complex
Source: RefSeq, a predicted model, not a curated record
CGGCAAGUCGGGAAUCGCUUCCGGUGCGAGGGGUCGCGAGGGGUUCCCUGCCUGAGAGGCUGCUUUUCUCCCCAGUGAGGUCUCUUUUGGCGCCUGCGAGUGGCCGCUUGAGGAUGGAUGAGGACGGGCUGCCCCUCGUAGGCUCCGGCAUCGACCUGACCAAGGUUCCUGCCAUCCAGCAGAAGAGAACAGUGGCAUUUCUAAACCAGUUUGUGGUUCAUACAGUUCAGUUCCUUAACCGAUUUUCCACUGUUUGUGAAGAGAAAUUGUCAGCACUUUCCCUCCGUAUUCAGCAGAUUGAAACUACACUGAAUAUCUUGGAUGCAAAGUUGUCUUCUAUACCUGGGCUAGAAGAUGUCAAGUUUGAAGUAUCCAGCACCAGUGUCAACAGCGUUACAAAUGGCCCUGUCCCACAAGUCUCAAUAGAUCCACAGUCAACAAAUGUAUCUCCUCAGCUGGAGCAGAGCACUGGUCAUGAGAUGGGGCAACAGAAGACGGAAGGAGCCACAGAAAAUAUCAUCACGGUAGCAAAGGAUCCCCGCUAUGCAAGAUAUCUCAAAAUGGUUCAAGUGGGUGUUCCUGUAAUGGCAAUAAGAAACAAAAUGAUUUCUGAAGGAUUGAAUCCGGAUCUUCUUGAGACACCAGAUGCUGCAGUGCCUACCUGGGGAAGUGAGGCAAAUGCAGAAGACAGUUCUGACAGUGAAUCCUCAUUUAGUGACUGACCGCGCUGAUCCAGGUGCAUUUUUCCUUAAGAGCCCUCUUCGCAAGUGCUUGUGUACAAAA